Molecule: messenger RNA, 949 nt
Organism: Vigna unguiculata (cowpea)
Lineage: Eukaryota; Viridiplantae; Streptophyta; Magnoliopsida; Fabales; Fabaceae
Product: FAS1 domain-containing protein SELMODRAFT_448915-like
Source: RefSeq, a predicted model, not a curated record
AUUCCCAGCUUUCUGAACUAACUACUGCAUUCUAGGUACCUCUUCAUGCAUAACCGGCCUACGGCCUACCUUCUAACAGAGGUAAAAAGUGUGACAACAUAAGCCUCAAACAUAAAGGUUGCUAUAUAUACCAAGCAAAUUGAGAUGGCAAUGCAUUCAUCACACAAAACACACAACAGUAAACAUUCAAGUUCUUACCCUGUAAUGGCUCUCUGGUCUGUGGCACUUCUUACCCUCCUCUUUGCCAUUGCUGAAUGUCAGUCAACAAUUUCAUUCAACCAAACCGACCUAGAGGCAGCCAUGACUGACAUGAGAAACAGGUCUUACUAUGGAUUUGUCAUCCUCCUCAAAAUUCUCAACAGCCAGCAAAAUUCAUUCAGAAGCAAUGAUUUGACAUUCCUAAUGCCAAAUGAUGAUGAACUAUCACAAUUCUCCAUAUCUCUGGAAAAGCUGCAUGAUUUCAUACUCAGCCAUUCUAUUCCAACACCCUUGCUGCUCAGUCACCUAUUACGUUUUCCAAAUGGCUCUGUGGUUCCCUCCAGCAUUCCAAAUAGGAUGAUCAACAUCACCAACAGCGGGAGAACAGGUUUGUUUGUCAACAAUGCAAGGAUUGUCACACCAAAUGUAUGCCAAAGCUCUUCAAUAAGAUGCCACGGAAUCAGUGCUGCUUUGACGUUUGCAAACAUGGUAUCGUUCCACCGAUCUCCAGAGGCUAAUGAUCAAACCCCCAUGAACAGGGACAUGCCACACUCAGCUGCAUCUGUCAAAAAGAUGAAUAUCCCAUUUUUCUAGUAAGGAGAGAAAAACACUUCUUUGUACCGUCAGUUCCAUUUUAUCAAUAAAAUCCAAUAUUCUCCACAUCUAUUUGAUUUGUAGUACUGAAUAACUCAUCAUAAUGCUAAGCAUAUUGAUUAGCUAAUUGAAUUCCACAAAUCAAGACAGUCAAUAA